AUGUCUCCUAGGCUGGGCUGGCUCUCCCCUGUCUGGGGCUAUCAGGCCGACCGACUGGAUUAUUGGCGCGAGGUGUUCACCUGCGAUGUAGUCGUGUCUACUGCACAACACGAGUUCUUUGGCGUCUCCGUCCUUGAGGCUGUAGCCGCUGGUUGCCUUCCAUUGUGUCCAGCCAGGCUGUCUUAUCCGGAGUUGUUUGAUGCCGAUAGUAGCAUCAACUCCUUGCCUAGCCGCAUCAGAGCUGUCGGUGGUCUGUAUGUGGAUCGCGGGCAGGCUGUGGCCAGGUUGCGUGACUGGGCACGACAGCCGGUCAAGAUUCGAGAAUGGUGUGCUGAGGCGUUGAUGGCAACAUAUUUAAACGAAGCAAAGAUUGCUUCUACAGGUUGUGUAACUGACGAUAACAGAAGGAUUAUCGGUGCCCUUCUACCGCCGAGUGGAGAGUUCCUUACUUCGUCAGAAGAUAAGGAAGAACGUCUUGAUGGGAAGUUUUCUGAAAUGAAAAUCGGGACUGAGUGGGAUCGCCGGACAAAAUUAGGAUCAGAAAAACACUCCAAAUGUGAUCGGGUUGAAGAUAACGAGGGACAUUUACCAAAAAAUGAGUAUCAAGAGAAAGAUUACCAUUUUCUGUCGUGCCCAGUAACGCAGAUUCUCAAGACAGAGGAUGAACGCAUGAAAGGAGAGAGGCACAGUAUCGAGGAGCCAAAAGACGUCCAAUUGUCUGUCAAUUCCACUGACACAGCUGGAUGGACAUCCAGGUAUGUAGAAAAUGAGAACUGUCUUUAG
Messenger RNA from Protopolystoma xenopodis, 783 nucleotides. The record is from the annotation of a GenBank genome assembly. NCBI's taxonomy places the organism in Eukaryota, Metazoa, Platyhelminthes, Monogenea, Polystomatidea, Polystomatidae.